Saccostrea cuccullata (small rock oyster) is the source of this 1769-nucleotide messenger RNA. Its product is annotated as transmembrane protein 50B-like. Lineage: Eukaryota; Metazoa; Mollusca; Bivalvia; Ostreida; Ostreidae. Gene Ontology annotation, biological process: protein targeting to vacuole; late endosome to vacuole transport via multivesicular body sorting pathway. The record is from RefSeq and is a predicted model, not a curated record. Bases 188 to 667 code for a protein of 159 amino acids. The transcript is spliced from 5 exons.
UAUUUUCAUUUCGGCUUCACCGACGGCUUGAAAAAUAUUGAAUUUGUUGGUGGUUCUGAAUUUUUGUGCAGAAAAGAUACGUUAGAUUUAGAAAGAUUGAUUUUUAACAUUAGAUUGGGUUUUUCAUUGGUAUAUUGCGAGUUACCUAAUGUGAAAAAAACAUCGUGUGGCUAUUCGUCAUCACAAGAUGUCAGGAUUUCUGGACAACUGUCACUGUCGCUGUGAUUGUAUAGAGCUCGGAGAACGUAGGAAUGCGGUCGUCUCCAUCAUCUCAGGCAUUCUUUUCUUCACUGGAUGGUGGAUAGUUAUAGAUGCUGCAGCCAACUACCCUGAUGAGAAGGACUUCAACCAUGCCUUUCACACGUGUGGUGUGUUUGGGACGCUAGCGUUUUUCUUUAUAAAUUCUGUGUCCAAUGGUCAGAUAAGAGGAGAAAGCUACACGGACGGCUGCCUGGGUCAGACUGCGGCGCGGGUGUGGCUUUUUAUUGGAUUCCUGAUGGGGUUCGGGGCCCUCAUCGCAGCGUCCUGGAUCCUGUUUGGGUUCUACGUGGUCAAUAACCCAGGAAUCCCAGACUGGCCUGGAGUAGCUGUAUUUUUACAGAAUGCCCUCAUUUUCUUCAGUUCUUUGAUCUUCAAAUUUGGAAGAACUGAGGAUCUCUGGGGAUGAGAAUAUUUUAUACUGUACAGAGGUCUGGACAAGGGGACACAGAACAACUCUGUAUUACAGCACGGGGAAGAUACUUAGCCCAGUAGAAACUAGUGUGUAUGUGGUGAUUGUGUGAAAACCAGUAGUGGUGCCAAAAAUAUCUUGCAUGUUUUCUAUAUCAUUGUGUUAUUUGCCAUUUUUAUAUGUUGACUCUUUCUUAAUUUACACUGUUACAUGUGGCAGUAACUAUUAUGUUUCAUUACUGAAAAAUAUGUAAUAAACAUUGAUGAUCAACUCUGUUGUGAAUUAAACACUCUCAUAUCUCAUAUAAUACAUGUAAAUGUAAACAAAGUACUGAUUCAUUGAUGAUGCAAGGCAAACAUUUGUGCAAUAUUGUUUAAUGAUAAUAAGUUAAAACUUAGCAGAAAAAAAGUCAUGUUAAUAAUUAAGAUUUUGUAUAACAUUUAAAGUGUAUAUUCAAGUCUUACAAUGUACCAGUUCUGCAAAAAGGGAUCAGUAAUGAUAAAAUAUGUAGUGCACUAGAAGAAUUAUUUCAGUAAGUCUGUGGAUUUCUUUGGUCUUCCUUAUCCACAAUUUUACUUUCCCAUGACCAAUUAAUUUGUCAGCAUAUUAAUUGAAUCUUCUGGAUAUUUGAGAAACCCACAGAAUUACAAGGAUCAGUUUCAACUUUUCAUAAAUGUUAUAUUAAUGUUUUUCCCCAAAACUUUAAUUAAAUUUUUGUUUCACUGUAUUCUAAUACAUAAAUGUAUUGUAUACUAUUUGGUUUGCUUAGAUGCCACUGGCACACACAAGAAGCUUAAAAGUUUGAUAUUUUUUUUUUACUUUUGAAUCUCAGUGUCUGAGAGAAUGGGGAUAUGAUUUGAUUGAGUUAUAACAUUUGAUUACUACAUGUAUGAUAGUCAUUGUUAAUGAUAUUUCUUUGAAAUGGAGACCAUGCCCUAUCUACUAUUUAAAUUGCCAAAUUUAGGCUUUUGUUGAUUCUAUUUGUUAUGCAUACAAUGAGUUAUGAUUCAACUUACUGUGUUGGUUAAUUUUGUAAACAAUCAUCGCCUAUCAUCAUGGAUUUUUUUUUUUAACAAUGUGUAGUAAAGUGUAAGUUAAA